Molecule: messenger RNA, 1101 nt
Organism: Meleagris gallopavo (turkey)
Lineage: Eukaryota; Metazoa; Chordata; Aves; Galliformes; Phasianidae
Source: RefSeq, a predicted model, not a curated record
UUCUGGUACUCCCCCUACGUGAGCUCUGCCGGGCCAGCCAACUCAGCAGCAAGCUCAAGUCACAAGGGUUUUGCUCUGUUUCAUACUGAUGUCUCUUUUACAGGAGUUAUUCAGCGCUGCACUGCUGUAAAGUAUCACUACACCUCCAGCUCUCUGCCACGGAACUUACCCAUCAACAUCACCAACACCAUCCGGCAGGAUGAGUGGCACGCUCUCCAUCUGCGGAGGAUGACAGCUGGCUUCAUUGGCAUGGCAGUCUCCAUCAUCCUGUUUGGGUGGAUCAUCGGUGUGCUGGGGUGCUGCAAACAGCAGGAGCUCAUGCAGUACGUGGCUGGACUACUCUUCCUAAUGGGAGGUACCUGUUGCAUCAUCUCUCUCUGCACGUGCGUAGCUGGGAUCAAUUUUGAGUUGUCGCGCUACCCUCGCUACGUCUACGGGCUGCCAGAGGACAUCAGUCAUGGCUAUGGCUGGUCCAUGUUCUGUGCCUGGGGAGGCCUGGGCCUUACCCUGCUGGCUGGGUUCCUCUGCACUUUGGCCCCGUCCCUCAACACUUCGCGAGCAUCCGUACAAAAACCCAGACAAGAGAACGGGGCUGUGUGACCUCGGCGGGGGUGAGGAGAGACUCUGGAAAGCGCAGCCUGGGCAGAGCUGUGGGUUAACACCAGAAGAGGCGGCGUGUCGGUGUGAGGAGCGGUGCCAUAGCUGUGGAAAUACCGGCCUGGGGGCUGCUGCUACAGACUCCAGCCACGGAUAUUGCAAGUAACUCCAGGUUUGAAUUAUUGCCGAUUUGCUCAUUGAUGGUUUAAGGGGGGACAGUUCUGUUUUGUUUUUCUGUUUACAAGGGAUUAAGUCCAAGGCUGUGUCUUCUUUUGUGCUGUUUUUUGAACUGUACCUCCAUGGUCCUGUUACUGUCCAGUUGUAAGGGAUGUUUACUCACCAACUCUAUUGCUGCAGGUCUGUGUAACGCAGACCCAAAUUAGGGCAAGAAGCUAUGUGAAGUUGGCUUGAACACUUUUGCAACAGACUUGUCCAGUGUUGGCUCAGGCCAUAAUUUCCCAAAAGAACCGUGCCAGGGUUUAGGCCAAAGAAUUAGCCCAUCAU